AUGUGUAGACGAAAACAGCAAAACGAGAAAGGCGUCCACUGUCAGGGGUACUCUGCUCUUCGCCCUGCCGCUCGCCGGCUCUUGUCCGUCAGACCCAAUGCCUCUCUUCUGGCACGGUCACGAUCAAUCGCCACGCAAUCGAUCGCAUUCAGUCGCCCAGCUGUUCCUUCCGGUGUCUCCUCAUUCCAGCAAUUCCAGCGACGAUGGAACAGCGACGAAGCCGCCAAGAUCGCCGCUGAAAAAACAGAAACCAGCGUUGAAGAAGGCGCCAUUGAAGCUGCUGCCAUGGAAGCUGCUAAGAAGCAAGGCUCUACUGUGGAUGCGACUUCGGCCGAGCAAGUUUCCGCGGAGGCUCAAGACAGUGCUGCUGAAGAGGUGGACGCUCCCACGGGUCAGGAUUUCAGAAGCCCACGACGAGUCAAUGGUCGAGUCAAUAAUGUCGACCCCUCACCAACUAUUUACAUUGGAAACUUGUUCUUCGAUAUCACCGCCGAGGAUUUGAAGAGCAAGAUGGAGUCAUUUGGUGUCGUUGAGAAGGCUGCUAUCAUAUCUGAUGCUCGUGGUUUGAGUAAAGGAUUCGGAUAUGUCACAUUCGACUCUGUGGAAGCCGCCCAACGUGCCAUCGAGGAGAUGAAUCAACAAGUCUAUGAAGGCCGCCGCGUUCUCGUUCAGUUCUCCGCUGCCGGACCUCGCGAAAAAUUCCGUCCCAAAGGACAACCCACAAGAAGUCUCUAUAUUGGUAACCUGGCCUAUGACCUCACGGAUCGGGAACUCAACGAACUCUUCAAGAGCGUUCGCAACGUUAUCGAAGUCCGUGUUGCUGUUGAUCGCCAGACCGGUAACCCCCGAGGAUUCGCCCACGCCGAUUUCCUCGACACCCCCAGUGCUCAGGCUGCUCUUGAGAUUCUUAGCAGCAAGGCACCUCACGGUCGUCGAUUGAAGGUUGACUUCAGUCAGAAUCCUAAGCGGACUCAGCGACGCAACGCGGAGUCUCAAGACUCGGACAAUUCCACUGAUGUUUCAUCCAACGAUGCUGAAGCAAAGCCAUAA
Molecule: messenger RNA, 1050 nt
Organism: Talaromyces marneffei
Lineage: Eukaryota; Fungi; Ascomycota; Eurotiomycetes; Eurotiales; Trichocomaceae
Exons: 3
Coding region: 1-1050 (349 amino acids)
Molecular function (GO): RNA binding
Source: RefSeq, a predicted model, not a curated record